Lymnaea stagnalis (great pond snail) is the source of this 2956-nucleotide messenger RNA. Lineage: Eukaryota; Metazoa; Mollusca; Gastropoda; Lymnaeidae. The record is from the annotation of a GenBank genome assembly.
GAAUCAUGACACCGUCACAUGCAAAUAAAAUGUUUCAUCUUGAAACUGUGUCAACUCACUAGUGUGUAAACGUUUUAUCAUGAUUCAAUAACGCAAAUAUUGAUGGUGUAUACAUUUAUUCUUUAUUUUUAAAACUUAAUCAAAAUGUGCAUUAGGACAGUGUUACAAUUCAAGUCUGUAGGUCUGAAUUGUAUAAGCUUUCGGAGAACACAUUCGGACAUACGAAAUGGACUUGUUGGAAUGGUAGGAAGAACACCUCUCGUUCGACUGAACAAAAUCAGCGAAGAAACGAAAUGCAAUAUACUAGCAAAAGCUGAAAUGUGUAAUGGAGGGGGAUCAGUCAAGGAUAGGGCGGCAUAUUUUCUGAUACAAGAUGCCAUUAAAAAAGGUUUGCUGAAACCUGGGGGUACAGUUGUUGAAGGAACAGCUGGUAAUACCGGAAUUGGACUUGCCCAUAUGUGUCUUUCAAUGGGUUUCAAGUGUGUAAUAUUUAUGCCAAAUAAUCAGUCUCAGGAAAAGAUUGAUUGUUUGAGAACUCUAGGUGCAGAAGUUACAACAGUGCCAGUCUGUCCAUGGAAUGAUCCAAACAAUUAUAACCAUCAUGCUAGAAGAUACUCUGAAAGCUUGAGCAAUGCUGUAUGGACUAACCAGUUUGACAAUCUUGCUAAUAAACAAGCACAUAUUGAAACCACUGGCCCAGAAAUAUGGAAAGAAACAGGGGGGAAAGUUGAUGCAGUGACUUUUGGAACAGGAACAGGAGGAACUCUUGCAGGUGUAGGAACAUAUUUGAAAGAAAAAAAUAAUAAAAUUCAAGUUGUUUUAGCUGACCCUCAAGGUAGCGUGCUUUAUAAUUAUUUCAAGCAUGGCAAAUUGGAAAGAACACCAGGUGAUUCUAUUACUGAAGGCAUUGGCCAAGGCAGACUUACUGAUAACUUAAAGGGUGCUCCCAUUGACGAUGCAUCUGUGGUGAUGGAUAAGGAUGCUGUCAACAUGACAUUUAGACUGUUGCAUGAGGAGGGAUUUUUAGUUGGAGCUUCUUCGGGACUGAAUGUAGCAUCUGCUUAUGAGGUCGCAAAAUCCAUGGGACCUGGCCACACUAUUGUUACUUGUUUGUGUGAUAAUGGACAGCGUUAUUUUGCAAAGCUAUUUAAUAAAAAUGUUUUAAAGCAAAGAGGACUUCUUGAAACAUUACCUGAAAUAUAUCAUAAGUAUUUACAUGAAAGUUAAUUUUUCUUGUGUAUAUUUAUUUUAUAUUAUAUAUUAUCCCUGAUAUCAUGUAUGUAUGAUGUUGAUUCACAUAAUUAAAUGAUUGAAUAAUAUAUGACAAAGGUAGAGACUCAAUAUCAUGACUCAGCCACUGUCAACCUUCAAAUAUUUGACUUUUCCCUCCAAUAAUAUUAAUAAUGUUCAGAAAACUUUUUUGGGUGGUUCAAUUUGUGCCUAAAAGUUGAGUUCCCUUCUCCUAUAACAAUCAUUUUAUUUCAUUUAAAAAUGAAUUUGAUGGAGAUAUAUUAAAUUAGAAAUGUUUUUUAAAGUUUUUUUGUUCUUUUUGUAAAUUUGUCAAUUAAAGGUACCGGUAUCUUAAGUAUUCUUAGAACAAUAACUGCCAAUUUUUAAAACCUUGUUUAUCAUCAGUUACUGCUACCGGUAUGUCCAAUGUAUUAUUACUUUUUAAUAAUUAAGACCAAAAACUUACUGUACGUAUGAGUUGUUCUUUUAUUAUAAUUUGUAUAUUAUGUGUCCUUUGUUGUUCUUAUUAAAUUAAACUCUCAAUAUUUUCUUUUUUAAUAAGAAUUUUGUUAUGAAAUUACUAGUUAAAAAUCUUAGUGCCGUGUUUUGCAGACAUAAAAAUUCACUUCAAAAUAAUUCAGCUUAGUGUUAGGGUAACUUUGAAAUUUUAAGAUAAAACAGUGCCACGGUUAAUCCCGAUGGAAAAACUGUGAUGUCUUUUUAAUUAACUACAAGUUAACUUAUUUUUAAAAUUCCUGACACGAUUAAUUAAUUAGGUAGAGCUACAUUUUUUGUAAAUUCGCCGUACACAUACAUUACAGCUGUAAUGUGUUAAAAGUUUUGACUUUUUUUGUCUAAUAAACCCAUUAUUCAAACUUCACAAAUGUCAGGCACUAAACAGCUAUGUUGUUAAAAUACACAUUGGACAUCCCCCACCCUCUCCUCUCUCUGCGUUUUCAACACACCAUGUGUGAGACUGGGAAACUAUGCUGUGUCUUAUGAGCCAUUCAUAAAUGAUGCAGCACUAUUUUGGCCAAGUUUGAUACACCCAGUAAUCUUCCCAUCAAUGUCAAUUACUAAUAAUACAUCAUCACAAAUUUGUUGACCAUCCUCUCCCCCACUAGAUGUGUGCCAUCUCAUUUAUGGAUGACCCCCGGCCUUACACAUAUACAUCAAUGUUAUUGUUAUGUUUUUCCAGUGUGUACUUUAGAAGAUAUUGCUUAUAAUCAUUUUUUUCAAAUAGAAUGAAAUAAUGCUUCUGAAAAAUUUGAACAUGACUGCCUGAUCAACAAACCUCAAGUCGUUUGUUAACAAACAUCAUUGUGGCUCAGGGCAAAUGAGUACCCUGUACAUAUGGCUCAGAGCAAAUGAGUACCCUGUACAUGUGUCCCAAAGCAAAUGAGUACCCUGUACAUGUGGCUCAGAGCAAAUGAGUACCCUGUACAUGUGGCUCUGGGCAAAUGAGUACCCUGUACAUGUGGCUCAGGGCAAAUGAGUGCAUGGUUCAUGUUGAAAUUGUAACAGUCAAAUUAUUUUUCUGGCAUCCCAUUGUCUUACCAGCAAAUACAAUCAGUUUUUACUGUUAGUUUGUUUAUUGUAUUUCAUUUUCUGUACAAUGUCAAAAAUUGGCGUUGGACCAUUGACAGUUUCACAAUCCUUAUACUUACUCAGUAUUUACGGUUUACCAGCAUCAAGGACAAUGGUUACAACUACGACCACUGUCAUG